AUGAAUGAUCUAGCAUCAUUAAGAACAUUACGAAGUCAAUGUGCUUAUAAAGAAGAUGUUGAUGUUCGGAGAGGAGAAAAAAUUACUGGUGGAAAUGGUAAAGCACUUUAUAGAGCAGAAUUUAUUACUACAGAUGUUAUUAAAAGAAAAGAUACACCAAUUGUUUUACUUGAAAUGAUAGGAAAUGAUGCAGUUCUUGAAAUUUAUCACUAUAUUACACUUUCUCAUCCAAAUAUUAUUGAAACUUAUGGUCUUGUUAAACCAAAUAUUGAAACAUUAAAUAAUCAAUCAAUUUUACUUUUACAAGAAUAUGCUAAAGAUGGUGAUCUCAGUAGAUUAUUAACUGAACGAAUUUUUAUUCCAUCAAAAUGUGUACUUCUUGAAAUAUUUAUUCAAGUAGCCGAUGCUAUGGUUUAUCUUUCGAAAAAUAAAAUUAUACAUGGUGAUUUAGCAUGUAGAAACGUAUUAGUUGUAAAAUCUCAUCCAACGAAUCCAAAACAGAAUUUAGUUAAAUUAAUUGAUUUUGGUUUAACACAAAAUGAAACAAUACCAGCACAUGUAGAAAUUAUAUAUCCAAUACGUUAUGCAGCUCCAGAAAUUCUACGUAAUAAUGGUCGAUCAGGUUAUUCAUCAAAAUCUGAUGUUUAUUCAUUUGGUGUUCUCGUGUGGGAAGCUUUUUCUCCUGAAAAAACAAUGCCAUAUGAUUUUAUUUCGAGUGAUGAUGAAGUUCGACAACGAAUACUUAAUGGUGAACAAUUGAGACAACCAAAUAAUUGUGAUUCAGAGAUUUGGGCACUUAUGGUUCAAUGUUGGGAGAAUAAGCCUGAAGAUCGACCCAGUUUUGAAACAAUACAUUCAAAAUUAAAAAAUAUUCAAAAUAAAAAUAUAUCAUCACCUCGAUUGAAUAAUAAUGUUUCAAGUCUGUUUAAUUCUAAUUAUAAUAUUGAUCAAACUAACACAUUGCAAUACAUAGAUGAUACUCAAACACUCAAUUAUGAAGAUAGCUAUAAGAAUUCACCAAGAUUAUCAUUAUCAUCUUCUUCUAAAUCAGAUGAUGAAGGUGUUUUGCCCUGUGAAUUUUGUCAAACACAAUAUUCUGUUCUUGAGCUCGUCACUCAUCAGAUAAACUGUUCGGAUAAUCCACAAAAUUAUAAAAUAAAAUCAGAUAGAAAUCCUAGUCAAUUAUCUUUUGAAUCAAAACGUCCAUAUUCAUCAAAUUCCAAUCAAAAUAGACACACUGAUGAUAGACCACAUCAAUAUGCCUGUAAUAAUCCCAUUUCAAAACAAAGAAGUAUUGUCCCUGACGAAAAAACUUCUAGUUCAAAUACACCUAUUCAAAAGAGAAUAUCACAAUCAGAUACAGCACCAUUGCCAUGUGAAAUUUGUAAUAAAUCAAUUGAUAAAUCACAAUUUGAAAAACAUCAAAUGCAAUGUGCUAAGAAUGAUAAAGAUCGUAUUGAAAAUAUAAGAAGACAAAUUGAAGCAGAAGAUAAUCCAGAAUUUUGUAAUGCAAAAUAUUCAAUAGAUGAAUUCGAUAAUCAUCAGAAUACUUGCCGAUUGAAUCGAUCGAAACCAACAUCUAUGAUUAAUCCAGGGAAAUCUGAUGAAAAUUCCAGCAAUAACAAUGAAAAACCGUAA
Messenger RNA from Adineta steineri, 1638 nucleotides. The record is from the annotation of a GenBank genome assembly. NCBI's taxonomy places the organism in Eukaryota, Metazoa, Rotifera, Eurotatoria, Adinetida, Adinetidae.